Molecule: messenger RNA, 1185 nt
Organism: Acanthosepion pharaonis
Lineage: Eukaryota; Metazoa; Mollusca; Cephalopoda; Sepiida; Sepiidae
Source: the annotation of a GenBank genome assembly
AUGGGGGCGAGGCAGAGUUCAAGCGGUCCACGAUUAAGAACCUAUUCUGGAAGUGGACAAACGAGUGGCCCAAGUGGCACAGCUAGUGCCGGACAACCUCCCGGGGGUGGCGGUAGUGUCGGUGUUGGAAGUAGCGAACAAUCCACCACUGCUCGAGCUCGAGCUCGAAGUUUAGGUAGUUUCCAUCCGGCCACUGGUCAUUCCCCGUCCCUCAGUAUACCAAACAACAACGGUUCGGCUGGUGUUGGGGCAGGAAUAAACUUACUUGGAGCCAUGUCACCAGACUCUGACUCAAGUACGCCGGAUGAUGGACCCUUUGGAAGAUCCUUCACGCAUUCUUUGCCAGUACAUCUGUCUUUUUCAUUAACUGGUAUAAAGUGCCCAGUCUGUUCAAAAUCUGUUGCUGCAGAUGAACUGGAAUGUCACCUUGUGAUAUGUCUAACAAAGCCUAGAAUUAGCUAUAAUGCCGCCUCCGUUUCAUCAUGGAAGCCACGAUUUCUAUUUAUUUCUUUAUUCGAUAACAUCUAUCUAUCUAUCUAUCUAUCUAUCUAUCUAUCUAUCUAUCUAUCUAUCACCGUAUUAUAUCUUUAUUUAAGUUCAUUAUCUAACUAUGACAAUCUUUUUUUAUUAUCUAUCUAUCUAUCUAUCUAUCAAUUUCAUCUGUUCUUAUUAUCUAUCUAUCUAUCUACCUUCAAACCUUUCCAUCUAUCUAUCUAUCUAUCUAUCUAUCUAUCUAUCUAUCUUCAAACCUUUCCAUCUAUCUAUCUAUCUAUCUAUCUAUCUAUCUAUCUAUAUCUAUGUAUCUUCAAACCUUUUCAUCUAUCUAUCUAUCUAUCUAUCUAUCUAUCUAUCUAUCUAUCUAUCUAUCUUCAAACCUUUCUAUCUAUUUAUCUAUCUAUCUAUCUAUCUAUCUAUCUAUCUAUAUAUAUAUAUAUAUAUAUAUAUACAUAUGUAUCUUCAAAUCUUUCCAUCUAUCUAUCUUCAAUCCUUUCUAUCUAUCUAUCUUCAAACCUUUCUAUCUAUCUAUCUAUCUAUCUAUCUAUCUAUCUAUCUAUCUUUAAACCUUUCUAUCUAAUCCAAUCAGUGUAUAAUUUUUCGCUUUGUUUCUCAUUCUUUAUUAACACCAUUACGGAUAUCUCGUCCGCCAUCACCCAACGCCUGCACCAUUUUGCCAUUCGCCCUUAA